This is a messenger RNA of Patiria miniata (bat star), 1087 nucleotides long. Its product is annotated as tolloid-like protein 1. The record is from RefSeq and is a predicted model, not a curated record. Lineage: Eukaryota; Metazoa; Echinodermata; Asteroidea; Valvatida; Asterinidae. The transcript has 2 exons. Bases 6 to 527 code for a protein of 173 amino acids.
AGUACAUGUGCGAAAGGUCGACGAUAAACGCCGGCAGUUCCAGGGGAACGUUGCGCUCUCAACGCGGUCCGAAUUACCGGAGCAAUCUGGACUGCACCCUGACGAUCAACGUCGAUUCGGGUCGACACAUUUCACUCAGCUUCCAAACAGUUGACAUUGAGGGGUUUGAGAAUGGCUGUGGCAGCUCAGACUACUUGAGCAUUUACGAUGGUAGUUCUAUCCAUUCCCCUCGUCUAGCAGUUGUCUGUGGUACCUCUUUACCCGACUAUGACGUCGUCUCCGAGGGAAGCGCCAUCACUCUGAGAUUUCGGACGGAUCAUAUGGUGACGAGGAGCGGUUUUGUACUGACUUAUUCAUCCAUUAAGAAUAGCAAACCCAAACUGAAAGGCAAAGCGUUGGAUAUCGUCCUCGGCAGCCUAGCCGGUGUCAUUUGUCUCCUUGCCUGCAGUGGGUACACCCUCUCAAGAUUCAAGAAAGAAGAGGAUGAUUCCUCCAACAAUUUGGUGGAAGCUGAAUCAGUGGCGUAGGUUUACUCCUAAAAAUAAUGGCACUCCAGCUACAAUUUCACAGAAACAAUAAUGACAUGUACAAGUUUGUUUAUUUAAUGUUUUUAAUAGAAACAUCACAAUUUGGGUUAGAUUGUUAGUUUUUCAAGUUAAUAUGCAAGGGAACAAAAAAGGUUAUGAUUUGCCAUGUAGGCCUAAACGUUCUAUCCACACCCGUUCACUUGACUGGAUGGGAAACAACACACCAAAAUUGCCCGUUCCAGCUAGAAUUUUUGUUAAUACAAUUAACCACCGACUUUUAUAAAAUGUGGCCCCACCCCCAAGAGAUAUAUUUUUCUACAAAGUGACGAUUUCACUGAAAUUUGUUGCAGUGGCGCACCUGGGGGCCCUCGUGGGCAUGAGCCCCCGCCCAAGACAUUGAUCGAUUUUUUUGGCAUUUUUUUUGGUCCACAAUUUGACCGUGGUGAUAUUUAUGUGGCCUUUUUUCGAGUAGUAUAAUAGGGGUGUAAAUGGCACCACCAACGUCAAACAAAUUCGCCCCCAAAAAACAAAAAUUAAAAAAACCCAAAUUGCAGCCAAAA